Molecule: messenger RNA, 1880 nt
Organism: Arabidopsis lyrata subsp. lyrata
Lineage: Eukaryota; Viridiplantae; Streptophyta; Magnoliopsida; Brassicales; Brassicaceae
Product: mannan endo-1,4-beta-mannosidase 2
Exons: 5
Coding region: 474-1772 (432 amino acids)
Molecular function (GO): hydrolase activity, hydrolyzing O-glycosyl compounds
Source: RefSeq, a predicted model, not a curated record
CGUGUGGCAGAUCUGGUGGGUUAAGGAUACCAACGUGUUACCGUAAAAGCCCCUCCGAAAUUAACGUAUAGUUGUCCACACACACAUCAAACUGCGUGAAAUCUGAUUCUUACUUGCUACCUUCUUCUUCCUUCUUCCUCGUUCAUCAUCCUCACACUGAGCGAUAGAGAGAGAUCUAUUAUGUGGGCAUUCAUCAAGUUCACGUUUUUGGGGCUUAAACCAUAAAGGGAUAAUCUUUCAUUAAAAAGUUUCGAUUUUUCUGAGAUUUUCUUCACAUUCUCCGAAACGUGGACACAUUUUGAUCUUUUUGGGUGUCAAUAAAAGUUGAAACUUUGAUUGCAUUUUCUCUCAAAAGGUGCAAUUUUUAUUACCCAUCUAGGUGAGGUUUGGAUAAAUUGGUGAGGAAUCCGAAGAAACUGGCGAGAUUACAAGCGAUUCUGAAAUAUCAGAAGCUAUUAAGAGGAACAAGAGGCAUGGCUCCUACAGGGAACGGGCCAGUGAUACCAAUCCUAGGUUUUCUUACAUGUGUGGCUUUUAUCUAUCUCUCGUUUGGUGAUUUGUUGUUCGAUUUCAAAAGGGAGGGCGAGUUAGGAUUCGUGAAACGGAAUGGGACACAGUUUGUGGUCGAUGGUAAGGCUUUGUAUGUGAAUGGUUGGAACUCUUAUUGGUUCAUGGACCAUGCUGUGAAUGAUCAUAGCAGACACCGUGUCGGUGCUAUGCUUGAAGCUGGAGCUAAAAUGGGUCUCACUGUUUGUAGAACAUGGGCUUUUAAUGAUGGAGGCUACAAUGCUCUUCAGAUCUCUCCUGGUAGAUUCGAUGAACGAGUCUUCAAGGCCUUGGAUCAUGUAAUCGCAGAGGCAAAAACACAUGGUGUUAGGUUGCUUCUUAGCUUAGUGAAUAACUUGCAAGCUUAUGGAGGGAAGACUCAGUACGUCAAUUGGGCAUGGCAGGAAGGUGUAGGCCUCAGCUCCUCCAAUGAUUCCUUCUUUUUUGACCCAUCUAUCCGCAGAUACUUCAAGAAUUAUCUGACGGUGCUGCUGACCCGCAAAAACUCUUUAACCGGGAUUGAGUACAGAAACGACCCAACAAUUUUUGCAUGGGAGUUGAUAAACGAGCCUCGCUGCAUGUCUGAUGUCUCUGGGGAUACUCUACAAGACUGGAUUAACGAAAUGACAGCGUUCAUUAAAUCAAUUGACAACAAGCAUCUUCUAACCGUAGGCUUGGAAGGGUUCUACGGUCCCAAUAACCCUAAACGGCUGACAGUUAACCCGGAACGGUGGGCCUCUGAGCUUGGAUCAGAUUUUGUUCGAAACUCUGAUUCGCCAAACAUCGAUUUUGCAUCAGUUCAUAUCUACCCCGACCACUGGUUUCACGAUCAGGGGUUUGAAGAAAAACUCAAGUUUGUGGUGAAAUGGAUGCUAUCUCACAUUGAAGAUGGGGACAAGGAACUGAAGAAGCCUGUUCUGUUCACCGAGUUUGGACUCUCGAAUCUGAACAAGGACUAUGAUCCAUCGCAGCGGGAUCGGUUCUACAGAACCAUCUUUGAUGUUAUUUACAAAUCAGCCAAGCGGAAGCGGUCUGGUGCAGGAACACUGGUAUGGCAGUUUCUGAUAGAAGGCAUGGAAGGUUUCAACGAUGACUUCGGGAUUGUCCCGUGGGAACAAGAUUCCAUUCAGAGAUUGAUGAUUGAACAGUCUUGCAGAUUGAGUCGAGUCACUGGACGCCAUCUUCUUGACAAGAAGUCCAUAGAAAUGUGUUCCCAUAGACCAUGAGAGAAUACAGUUUUUGUUGGAACAAAUUCUCAGGGGCUCCUUAAGCUCUAAAUUUUGUCUCAAAACGUUUAUUUAUGUAGUAAAAGUCAGUAGUACCUGAUUUUCAAA